Messenger RNA from Stomoxys calcitrans (stable fly), 1165 nucleotides. RefSeq lists its product as uncharacterized. NCBI's taxonomy places the organism in Eukaryota, Metazoa, Arthropoda, Insecta, Diptera, Muscidae. The record is from RefSeq and is a predicted model, not a curated record. The coding region runs from base 126 to 1028 and encodes 300 amino acids. The transcript has 3 exons.
AUAAGUGAACAAUUAUAAUUCGAAUGUUUAGUGUUUUUUGGUCAGAGAACCAGUGAAAAUCGACAGAGUUGUGCGAAACUAUUUUUUUUAUUCGAAAACAUUUUAUAUUAUAAAAACUUGACAAAAUGAUGGGUUCCUGCCAGCCGGGCCAUAUUGUAUAUAAUAAUCAAACAACUUGGGUACACUCAUCUCCCGGAUGUCCCCUACCACCUAUGGCCGUUAUUGGCGGCCAUGAUUGUGAUGGUGCCCCCAUGUAUGUAGGCCGUGCCUUUCAUGAAGGUGACAAUUUGCCGGCUAAGGUAGUGCCCAGCAAAGGUCACGCCUAUGUUGCCUAUGGCGGCAUAGAGCAUUGCAAACAACAUUAUGAAAUUUUGGUAGGCCAAGGCUACGGCUGGCAGCCCUGCUACAAUGGAGCAGUACCUCCCAACGCUGUACGCAGUGGUACAACACGCACCGGUGAGCCCUUGUAUGUGGGUCGUGGCCAUCAUGCUGGCUCCUUGUGUGUGGGUAAAAUUCAUCCCUCCCAUGGUUGCUUGUAUAUACCGUUUGGGGGUCAGGAAGUGCGCUUGAACACCUAUGAGGUGCUGGUUUUUGAACACGUCAAUAACUGGGUGGCUUCUACACCCAAUUAUACUCCUCCUGGUGCAGUUGUGGCUGGCCAUGAUACUGAUCGUGCUGUCAUAUAUGUGGCUAGAGCCAUGCAUGAGGGUGAAUUGUUGCCCGCCAAGUUUAUACCCAGCAAGGGAUGUUGCUAUGUCUGUUACGGAGGCUAUGAGAUCAAUAAACGCAACUUUGAGGUGUUGUGUGGACCCGGUUAUGCUUGGGUGAAGACCCAUCAUCAUGUGAUUCCCCCAAAUGCUGUUUCGACUGGACGUUCGCGCAAUGGUGAGCCCCUGUUUGUGGGUCGUGGUCAUCAUCAUGGAAGUCAUACACCUGGUCUGGUAUCAGUUACUCAGAGAUGUCUAUUCAUACCCUAUGGAGGACGUGAAAUACGACUUAGCGAUUAUGAGGUUUUGAUCAAGCAGUAAAUUGCCACGGAGGGCAUUAUAUGAAGCACAAAGACUAAGCAACAAAGCAUCACCACAGAUCAAUAUGACAAUUUUUACAAUUAAGUUGUAACGAAAGCAUUUAAAUACAUUAAAUUAAGAAAUUUUUUUUCCUUAUA